This is a messenger RNA of Poeciliopsis prolifica (blackstripe livebearer), 2912 nucleotides long. RefSeq lists its product as uncharacterized. Gene Ontology annotation, molecular function: acrosin binding. The transcript has 9 exons. NCBI's taxonomy places the organism in Eukaryota, Metazoa, Chordata, Actinopteri, Cyprinodontiformes, Poeciliidae. The record is from RefSeq and is a predicted model, not a curated record. The coding region runs from base 1828 to 2778 and encodes 316 amino acids. Gene Ontology annotation, cellular component: extracellular matrix. Gene Ontology annotation, biological process: egg coat formation; positive regulation of acrosome reaction; binding of sperm to zona pellucida.
CAUUUCUCAACCAGCUGAACACUCUGGCUUAUUCAUGGAUUGAAAUCCAGAAUUUAUUUUUUUUUCCCUCUGACCAUUUGUAUUGGCCAACAUUAGCUUAUGGUCAAACCCUAACUUGCAAUAAUAAUUACAAGGCAGGGAUGAGCCUAAAGUGCCACAGCAAAGAUAAAGAGAACCUGAUCUGGACUGAAAUUAAUUUGAGUGGCAAAGUUUUAAGAUAAAAGCUUCCCUUUCAUUUGGAAAUUAAGGUUCAAAUGUGACACUGAAUUUUUAUUUUUUCUUGGAAGGGUCCUAUGUCCUCUGUAUCGUAAGGACAUGUUAUGGGACUGCUUUCAUUUUCAGCUGGACUUCCCAUACUUGCAGUACCAAAAGCUCAAAAGAAAUUGUUGGCCAGCAACUUGAAUGCUAUACUUGGGGUAUUAAAGAUGAGACAAAACUAAACAUGACUAAAAGGUCGCUAUCAAACUAAUCUGGACUUCAGUUAUACUUUAGCAAAAACCACAGGUUUGUCACCUUCAUGCUAUACUGCAUUGUUUAAAAUAUCUUACAUAUUUUUUUCUGUCAUGUUAUAAGAAAUAGUCCUGCAAUAAAUUUCACUUUCUGAAAUGAGUAACCAAUUUGAUUUCAUAAUCUAACUUUUAUGUACCUGUUCCAGUGCUAAGAGAUUGGAAUUACUUCUGUAUUGACUAAAGUUGCUUAUGCAAUACAGAGAAAGAAAAGCCAGUGACCAGUCUCUGGAGCAACACAUUAAAUACAACCAGUAAAACUGCUUGCGACCCCCUAGUCCCUGGAAUGGACAGUGUUUUCCAAACAAGUUUAAUAGAAAUCUGAUUUAAGCACUACUUUGAGUAAUCUGGCAUAAAUAUUGAACAUUUUUGUUUCCCCCAAAAAAAUAUUAGAUAUGGUUUGUCAUUUUGAAGUUUUAUCAUUUACCUCAGUUAUUUGACAAAGAUGAUAUCAGUGUCUAUCUUUAGAUGUCUUGAAUACAGCAUGGACAUUUAGUCAAUUUAUCACAGGAAAUACACACCCACACAGACACACACAGAUACCUAACAGCUAGUAAGAGAGAUCAAUUGACACAGUCAUAUUUUUGGACUUCGAAGGAAGCCUGAGUACUUGUGGAGGUCCUACGCGUACAUUGGAAGAACAUCCAAACGUUGUGUGGAGCAGCUCUGGCCAAGAUUAAUACGAAGGAUCUUCUUACUGCGAGGAGACAGUAAUCAUCAUCAACUAGUAGAAUCCCAAGUAGUCAAACUGACACUUGGCUUUCUAGACCAACCAUUUCCUAGUCACGCUUUUUAUGCAUGUGUUUCAUAAAUUAACACAGACAUUAUCCUUGUCUCAUAACAUAAAUAAAAGAAAGCUAAAUGGCACAAGAAAAGGGUAAAUGGAAUAGGAAGUUGGUCGAUUAUCAUAGAAACUAGAAAAUUUUGACAUUUUACAAGUUAGAAUACAUUAUUUGCCCUUGAUGGUUUCGGAACCCUUAAUCUAUGGUAAAGUAAUAUCCUAAGUCAUUGUAAGCCUCUGUAGAUUAACAACAGCAACAACAAUAUAUGUGAAGUGUCUGUGAAUGUGAUAAUAUAAAUUAAUUUUCAACACCACAUAAGCCAUAUGCGUGCUUUUAUUCUCUGUCCUUCUUCUUACCAUAAAAUGAAACAUUUGAUGAGUUGGAUCUUUUGGGAGAUUUGAAUUAGAGCCUUGCUGCAAUUACACCAAUUAAUGGUCUAUGGCUGACUGCUGCUCGCAGGUGAAAGUAAUUCCCUUGAUUGAACUGCAACAGUCAGUGAGACUAAAAGCACAGCUGGGAGAAGUCCUCAGUUUUCAUUCAUGAUGGCUUUCUUUUGGUAUUGUGAGUUCCUUCUCUGGUUGGUGGCUGUUGGGUUGGCUGCUGCAGAUUUGAAACUGGACUGUGGGCCUGAUCAUGUGACCCUGGUUUGGUCAGACAGCAGAUCCCAGGCCGAUACGUCGCUGUUUCGUCUUGGUAGCUGCUUCCCUACCACCUUCACGCCCCGGGAGGUGUUCUUCAACGUGGAACUCGACGACUGCAACUUUAGGAGGCUGGUCUCUGGCAAUGACCUGAACUACACAAAUGACCUGUUCUACGUGUCGUCUCCUGACUCUUAUGUGCUUCCUUUUACUCUUCCAGUGGUCUGCUCCUAUCAAAGGCCCAAAAACUGGUACCCAAUGCUCUAUGAGCCGGUGUCCUCUACAUACGGAGUCGAAGACUUGGAAUUCCAUAUUGAACUCAUGAAUGCUAACUUUUCAGGCCCUGCUGAAACGUCAUCCUUUCCCCUGGGUUCCAUGAUCCCCAUCAAGGCUAGUGUGGAUGCAGUAGCCCAUCAACCCUUGCUGCUUCUGCUUGAAGAAUGUGUUGCCGCAACCACAUCAAACCUCGAGGUUGCUGUUGAAACUUACACCAUAAUCACCAAUAAGGGGUGUCUUGUAGACAGUAAAAUCACCCGCUCAAAAUUUGAACAAAGACAGAAGCCCUCAGAACUCCAGCUAUCCCUACAGGCAUUUAGGUUUGGGCUUGGACAAGAGGUAUACAUCCACUGCACCAUGUCUGCUUGGGAUCCCAACGGUGUUGACAGCACCAAGAAGGCCUGCCAUUAUGUGAAGGAUCACGGUUGGGAGUUGCUGGAUAACCCUGUGUACAGUAGCAUAUGUGACUGCUGUGACUCCUCCUGCAAGACCAGAAGAGCAAGAAGCCCAGGAACAGGCAAUGGUUUGUCCCAGAAGGCAGUGAUUGGCCCACUUACCAUUACUGACUUGGCCUAACAUGUGAAGCUCUGACUGGAACUUCUGGAGAGCCCUUGAAGGAAUGUGGAAUCUAUAAAUACUUUACAAAUGAGGAAAAGUCUCUGUAUAUUAACUGAUAAAGUUUGGAUUAAAGCCUGGGGGGAAAAAAAACU